GCUGCGGCCGGGCUCGGCCGUGCCCCCUCCCACGCCCGCCUCCUUCCACGUCUGGCUGCGCCGCGGCCGCUCCCCGGGGCACGGGCUAUAAGAGGCUCCGGCUGGGGCUGGCGGCAGAUGCUGGAGGCAGAAGGCGGCGGGGAGAGGCGAGAACCUGCGGCCAUGAAGUCCCCGCAAACCAAGAGCGCGGCCGGCAAAGGCUCCGGUGAUGGUCUCCCUCGUCCUCUCCCGUCCCGGCCGGCCCCGGGCCCUGCCGCCCUGCUGGCGGACGCCGGGGAGCUGGCGGAGGUGCUGGGUGAGUUCGAUGCCGUGAUAGAAGACUUCUCCUCGCCCGUCAGCAAGCGCCACUUCCAGUACGAGGAGCACCUGGCGCGGAUGAAACGGCGGAGCAGCGCCAGCGUCAGCGACAGCAGCGGCAUGAGCGACUCAGAGAGUGCAGAUUCACUCUACAGAAACAGUUUUAGCUUCAGUGAUGAAAAACUUAACUCUCCAACAAUGUCAAUUCCAACUCCAACUUUACCAUCUCCAGCAGUAACUCCUUGUAAAGCAAAGCUUGGAGACACAAAAGAACUAGAAGACUUUAUUGCUGAUCUUGACAGGACAUUAGCAAGUAUGUGAAGCAAAGGGAUUUUUGGCAUCAUCCCUGUCUACAGAUAAUUCCUUGAAAUAUGCAAUGAAGACCUAAUGAUAUGGAUCACUGAAAGCCGCUGCUAUGUCUGACAACUGUCAACUUUGCUAUCCAGCAUAUUCAUCUUCUGAACAUAACAAUAGUCACCUUCUCUAAGCAUUUAACUGAUGACAUCAGUUUUGUUACUUUGCAGCAGGCAGGAUCAGAUAACUUAAAUGUGCUGAUACUAUAUUUUUUUCUUAAAAAUAUAGCUUAAAUUUUAAUUUAAAAUUGCUUUUAUGAAAAUAUAUUUGUAAUUUUAUAUAGUUGGAAACUUUAAUGCUUUUAAUAUAUUUUUGUAUACAAAUAAAACCUGAACUGAAA
This is a messenger RNA of Trachemys scripta elegans, 991 nucleotides long. RefSeq names its product regulator of cell cycle (gene RGCC). The transcript has 5 exons. Gene Ontology annotation, biological process: regulation of cell cycle. Gene Ontology annotation, molecular function: protein kinase activator activity; protein kinase binding. The coding region runs from base 118 to 618 and encodes 166 amino acids. Gene Ontology annotation, cellular component: cytoplasm. Lineage: Eukaryota; Metazoa; Chordata; Testudines; Emydidae. The record is from RefSeq and is a predicted model, not a curated record.